AUGCCAUGUGUAAAUAAAGAUUGUCAGUUUGGAUUUGUAGACAGAGAGGAGGAACAAAGAGGCCUAGAAGAAUCAAUAACUUAUUAUGAAAUUGAAGAUGGAGAAGAUGCAACCUUUUCACCAUUAUCUGUAGGUAUCUGGCCAGGCCUGUUAUUAUUUUUCUUUUCUCUUCAUGAUGAUACCACAUGUCUUAAGUGGAGCCUAUAUUUUCUUUUUCUCACGGAAAAGUGUGAAUUAAUGACUGACUGGUUUCUUCUAUUCUAGGCGCAGGGUAGCAAUAUGGUGCCUGCUCCAGGGUUUUGGGUAGCAAGGAGUAAUCCAGGCCCCAUUGGCUCUGGCAAGCAAAAUAUAAAUUCGUCUGAAGAAGAGAUUGAGGAGCAGAGUGAUGGUGGUAAAAUAUUUUAUUUAUAUUCUGUACUGUAUUGUUCAAAAUACAAUUGAAUUAAAUCUAAAUUUGGGCCCAGAGUUAAUAUUUUUGGAUAAGUGUUUUGUUUUUUUCAAAGUAUUAAAAGAUCAAAUCUAUAUUGUAUAUAGAAUGAUGUUUAAAAAGUUUAUCCAAAAAUAUUAAAUAAUGAGUAAAGCUUAUCCAUAAAUAAUAAACAUACUUGUAGUGGUGUUUUGCUUCUAUUUAGAAGGCAUAAUAUGCAUUUAUAUAACAUGUCAAAGAUUCCACAACUCUUUAUAAAGUAUAUAAACACUUGUUAGAGAAUUUUACUGCUACAAAAAUAAUUCUUAAUUUUGUUAGGUUUUAAAUACUGAACAAUGUACAAUUCACUUGUUCUUAAAUUGGCUAACAACUUAACCACUCCAGGAACUAGGUUCUCUCGAGAUGCAACGUGUUUGUAUCAAGUCUCUUUUUGGCACUUUUGCCAUGCGUCCAUUCUACCAUAACUUCACCCUUUCUAUUUAAGUGCAACUAUACAUAUUAUAUAUGCCUUUUAAAUGAGAAAUUGGGCAUUUUUUGAUACCCAACAUGCAUACAUCACACAAUUCUAAAUCUAAUUAAAAUGUAAAAUUUAAAGUAAUACGUUUUACAAUUGUGCUACUAAAGAAAACUCAAAACAAAUCUCUAGUCCUGAUUGUCAAGUGCCCACUAUGUCUAGGAUUAUGGUUUUAAAGCUUAAACUUUGCAAUAUAUGGCAUGCUGAGUAGUAGUCACAGAAUCCAAAACUGCUACACAAAAGAAAAUAUUUGUAGAAAGUAUAUCCCCCACGCUAUGUAACUAUGAUGAUUUUGUUAUUUUUCUUUUAACCCAUAAAUUGGUGCAUAAUAUCAAUAAAAACUGUGCACAAUCUUGCAAUAUAUCUCUUCAAUGAAAACAAUCAACCAAUAAACUGGUGUCUCAUAUCAAUUAAACUAGUGUUCAGUUAUCUUACAAUAUAUAUCAUGCAAAUAGAUACCAACUAAGGUGCAUAAGUAACCACGUUAUUAUUCAUGCAAUGUUGGUACAUAAAUUAAGUACAAAUAAAUGCAAAAAAAUUGUUAAAUCUUAUGACUGAUUUUCCAGAAGUUAAACAAAACGAAAUAUACUUACACAUUAUCCAUUUGAUCUCAAGGAUAAAUGUGGCGUGGUUAUAGUACUCCCAAAUGACAGGCUCAGGUAUGAUCAGCCCCUUGUGAAUGUGGGAUGCAGUAGACUAAACACCAGCCGAUUUCUUUGUUUAAAAUCUUUAUUAUAUUAAGUCCUGCUACCUGCCGCCAUCAGAAACAGUCUGGGUUGCACUAUAGGUGCUUGUCAGUCCCUUAGUCCUGUUGAUCUCAGCAGCUUAAACCAGCACUUGGAGCGUGCUGGAUUAGGCUGCUGAGACAAACGGGAGUAAGGGACUGACAAGCACCUAGAGUGCAAUGCAUGAUUGCACAGACAGUGUUAUGGUUAAGGGGUUAACCAAAAGGUUGGAACCAAUUUGGAAGGGAUUGUCCUGUGACUAAAGGUCCUAUUAUUUUUGUUAUUGGCAUAGAAUAGAGCCUGAUUUGACUUGACUUUGUUUUGUGCAGGGGACUAUCACGGAGACUUCAUCUAUACUUCAGGUUAGUACAGUACAUUUCUUUCAAACAAGAGUACCCUUUCUGUUAAUAAGCAGAACUCUACAAGAUAAUCUUGUAAUGAUGCUUCUUUGAUCAUUUUCUGUCUUGGCCUCAUUGAUAAUAUAUUCCUUCGGUCAAUAUUAGUGAACACUGUUUAUUGUUAGUGUAUUCUACUAAUUACUUCAGAGUAUAGCAGAACUAGUCAUAUUAAUAUUCUGGAAACUUCCUCUUUUAUCCCGUAUGGUAAUAUAUGAUAGUAUUAAUAAAUAUUACCAUAAAUGCCUUUUCCUUGUGAAUUUGCACACUGUAAAUUCCUCCUUUGUUUGCUUUGUGAAGGGGUUUUGGUGUAUCAAGCAAAAACACUAGCUUUGUGAAGGGGUUUUGGUGUAUCCAAGCCCCUGCAAUUUGAGUGCUCCGUUCUUGAACGGAAAGGUUGAAGCUCUUGCACCUCUGGACUUUGUCAGUGAAGUAAAGUUCCUGCUGUGAGAUGGCAGGAAGUGGUACCUGGCCAAAUAUAGCAUAUAUUUAUAUAAGAUUUAUUCACUAAAGUCAGAAUUUAAAUCUGUUCACAUCAGUGUGAAAAAAUACAAAAAGGAUUUGACGAAAUAGUCACUGAUGAAAUACUAAAACAUCUAAAAUUUAAUGUAAGCGUAAAGAAAAGGUGUGUCUUGGGCAUACUGAGAUUUUUGAAUGUCAGAUCAUGCUUCAGGAGGUUGUAAGGAUAUGAUGUCACAGCUCAACUGCAGAAGCUAUUAUUUAUCAAAUUAAUAUAUUGUAUGCACCACUUGCAUCUGCAUCUGUGAGUUUUGUGCACUAAAAAUGCUAUUCAUUUGCACUUGCCCCACAAGCUAAAAGUUGCCAGCCCACACCUGAUCCAUUACAAUUGUACCCCAACUUUACAUUACAUUGGGGAAUGGGAUUACCUUAUACCCUCUGCACAGCCAAUGGCCAAUUUUUAGCCACAACUCAGCAGUAUUUAUUGUCUUGGAAUAUCCAGUUCUUUACUGUUGCUCACUUAAAGCACCACUCUAGGCACCCAGACCACUUCAGCUUAAUGAAGUGGUCUGUGUGCCAGGUCCAGCUAGGGUUAACCUUUUUUUUAAUAAACAUAGCAGUUUCAGAGAAACUGCUAUGUUUAUGUUAAGGUUAAUCCAGCCUCCAAAUCCUCUAGUGGCUGUCUCAUUGACAGCCGCUAGAGGCGCUUGCGUGAUUCUCACUGUGAAAAUCACAGUGAGAAGAUGCCAGCGUCCAUAGGAAAGAAUUAUGAUUGCUUUCCUAUGAGACCGGCUGAAUGCUCGCGCAGCUUUUGCAGCGUGUGCGCAUUCAACCGAAGAGGAGGAGGAGAGAGAGGGGAGAGAGACCCACAUAUAUAAAUAAAUGUCAACAUGCAGCAUAAACAUCAAUAUCACACAUUGGAAGAGCAGGCUCAGUGAAGGUGCUGGGCCUGGCUCUGGGGAGAGGAAAGGGUUAAAACUUACCCUUUUUCCCAGCGCCGGGCGGGAGUGGGACCAGGAAAAAGUGUUUUCCUUGCACUAUAGUGGUCCUUUAACGAUUAUGGGUACCUCUUGCAAUGUAUUCCCAGCACCUUCACUGAGCCUGCUCUUCCAAUGUGUGAUAUUGAUGUUUAUGCUGCAUGUUGACAUUUAUUUAUAUAUGUGGGUCUCUCUCCCCUCCAGACCCCAUUAAGUGGUCUUUCUAAAGAAAACAUUUUUUUCAUCAUAUCAUUUACUCAGUUAAAAAUAUAAAAUAUAAGUUAAAAAAAAACACACUUUCUAAUUGACACCCAAAAUCUGCCGCCAAAAAACACCCGUGCUAAAUAGUUUCUAAAUUUUGUCCUGAGUUUAGAAAUACCCAAUGUUAACAUGUAGUUAGCUUUUAUUUGCACGUUAUAGGGCUAUAAGUACAAGUAGGACAUUGCUGUUUCAAAAUAUAUAUUUUUAAAAUGUAACAGUGACACUGUAACACUGUUAUCGGUCAUAAAUCUCUGAAUCACACUUCACAUGUACGUAUUUUCUAAAGUAGACAGCCCAGGGUAUUAAAUAUGGGGUACAUCCAGUCUUUGUAGUAGCCACUUAGUCACAAACACUGGCCAAAGUUAGCAUUUAGAUUUGUUUGUGUGUUAAAAAUGCAAAAAAAACUCUGAAUGCGAACUUUGGUCAGUGUUUGUGACUAAGUGGCUCCUAAAAAAGACUGAACAUACUCCAUUUGCAAUACCUUGGGUUGUCUUAUUUUGCAAAUGGUAUGCCAUCAUGGGGGUAAUUCUCAUUCCUGGGCUACCAUACUCUCUCAAAGGCAACAUAACCAAUCUGGCAAAUUUCAAUGUAAAAAAACUGAAAAUCAAGCCUUAUAUUUUUUUUGUAACUUUCAAAAACACUAAAACCUGUACAUGGGGGGUACUGUUACACUUGGGAGACUUCACUGAACACAAAUAUUAGUGUUUCAAAACAGUAAAACUUAAUACAACAAUAUCAUCAGUGAUCGUGCCGUUUCUGUUUGACAAAUGCAAAAAACUUCACUUUCACUGAAAAUAUAAUCACUGUGAUAUGUUUUACUGGUUUAAGACUAAUAUUUGUGUUUAGCGAAGUCUCCCGAGUAAAACAGUACCCUCCAUGUACAGGUUUUAGGGUGUCAUAGAAAGUUACAAAGAUAAAUACAGUGCUAGCAAAUUAAAUAUCUGGACUUUCGGUCUGGGUUUUUAUGCAGGUCCCUCAAAUUGCAAUCAAUAAAAUUACUUAAUUAUGUAAAAAUAUUACAUAAAUAUGCACAUAGAAUUUAAAUAUAUAUACACAUUUUUCAAGUCUACGUGUAUAUUUAUGAAAUUAACGAUAUAUAUCGUAAUUUUAUUUAUAUAUACACAGAUAGAAUAUCUAUCUAAGUACAAAGGAUAGUAGUAGUAAAUGGAUCCCAUAUUGAGAGAUAUAUAUACUACUAGCCUAUGUACUUCCAUCGCUAGCUUCCCGAUUGCUAUUCAAUUCAACCUGGGGUCUGCUGCUUUGGACUUCCCCAUGUAUCCUCUUGCUUCAUCACCAGAAACUGCACCCACACUCCCACUUCGAAGGUAUGUAUGUAUUCUUUUGAGUUCUCAUAUCAUAUCAGAGAUACCCAUGCAUUAUUUGUAACUAAACUUAUUUGUAACUUAACUCUCCAAAAUAUAUAUUUACAAACUCGUUUUACAUUAUAUCUUCUGAUAGGAUCCAAUUUUUAUCAACUUGAGACCUAGACCAGUAUUUGUUGCAACUCUUUGCAACAUUAUAUCAGGUUGACUAGAAUCUGCAUCUUCACUAGAAUUGGAGGUUUUAUUCAAAUAUGUAUUCCUGUCCCUAUAGGGUUAAAACCACCAUCUAGCCCCCUAUUGCCUCACUAAAUAUAGUAAAAUCUUACUUAUAUUCAAGUCUGGAGCUGCAUGCUUUGUCCCUGUUUCUUUUAGACCUGCCUGCUGACAUCAGCAUAAGUGGUAGCCUGAUCCAAUCACAAUGCUUCCCCAUAGGAUUGGCUGAGACUGACAGAGGCAUAUCAGGGGCAGAGCCAGCACAAUUCAAACACAGCCCUGGCCAAUCAGCAUAUCCUUUUAGAGAUCAAUUGAAUCAAUUAAUCUGUGAGGAAAGUUCACUGUCUGCAUGCAGAGGGUGGAAACUCUGAAUGUUUGGAUGCAUUUUAGGCAGUAUUCAUUAGCAGCAUUCUGAUUGAAAACGUUAACGUUCAAAAUUGUGUGGAGAGGGGUGCAGGGAAGCAGCGCUUAUAUUGGUGUUCUUGGAUCCAAAGCAGUAUAGGGAACAAGAGGAGAGAACGUAAUCUAGUGUAGUACAUAAAAAAUUCUGAUAAAAUGUAGAAAACAAAAUGCACUUACAAUUUUCUGGAGCCUAAAUGCAGCUCCAGAUUUAUGCACGUGGACUGAACAAUCCCCUCUGUGAAUAUGAUGGUAAUCCUUGUGCUUGAUGUCUUGCACAGUUGUGGUGGUUUUCUUGGUUGUUGUGUCACAGACCUGUAGUCAGAUGUUUUCAGUAUACAGGAGGGAAAAUAAAAACAGGAAUAUAGUGAUCUCUGUAUGUAUUUAAAAGCGAAUAGAAAGAAGUAUACUCACAAACAAAGGGCAAAUGUAGGUAUUGCUCAAUCCCAAUAGGCGUAGGUGGUAUGAUCCCCACAAAGGACAUCGCUGUGUGAGUCCUCUAGGAAAAUCAUCAAAGAUAGGUAAGGAAGCUCCAAAUUGUAUAAAAUAGUUAACUUUAUUUGGAGACAAAUGGUAAAACAAAGUGUAACAUAAAAAUUACAUAACACUCUUUUCACCUACAGUUAGGCUUUCUUACGUGUCUGAAAGUAAGGCUCUUCAAAAGUAUUCAUUAGAAGCAUUCUGAUUGAAAAUGUUAACAUGCAAAAUUGUGUGGCCAUUAGCAUUCUAUUAUAAUUACCAAUUUCAGUGGCCAAACCUAUUAGCAGUAUAUUUUCUUUUCUAUUGCUGUGAUCACAAGCUGUCUUUAAAUAUAUUUAAUUUGGUUAAUUUACAGAAACUGGGUUUGAUAAUGCUUCCUUAUAUAGCACAACAGAGUCCACCCAGAAUUUGGUAUGUAAACUCUUCUGCUCAAUAAUAUUGCUGAGGAAAAAGGUGUGUGUGUGUGUGUAAUAUUUCUAAUGGAGAACUGUGUUGCUUACACACAAAACAAAUUAGAAAAUUGUAUUUUUAAAAGAAAUGCAAUAUAAUGUCUAUAGCUAAUCUUUUUGGUGUGCAAUUUCUUUACCACGUUAGCCUAUAUUUUAAAAUGCUCUUUUUCUUUGGGCUAUUUUGUGGAUGCAUAUUUAUAUAAAAUAAAAUAAUACAAUAUAAACAUGUGGAUAACUGUCACUUGACCAAAGAGGAGUUGGAUUUUUGCAAGAGCUUUUAGAUUUUUUUUAUUUAAUGAGAUUGUCCUGCAGUACCUGAUUUGGUGGGAAUUGCCGAUUCAGGUCCCCUUCUAUCCUCUUCAGGUUUGCUUGGACCUCAAAAUUAGGGUAAAAGUUCUAGAUCAACUCAAUAGAUCUAUUUCACUAUCUACCACACUUGUGCACUGCCAAUAAUGUAAAACGUGAGAAUUUCCCAGAUAUUUUCUUUUGCAAAUGUUGAUGAAACAAAGAUGGGAGUGCAUGAGAACUGGUUUGGAAACCUAAUGACAUUGACAGAACUUGCUGUCUGGAAUCCAAGCAGUCUGUUCACUCGUUUAACAUGUCAGUUAAUGCUCCUUUCACACCACUACAUAAACUCGUGUGCAGAAUCAAAACUAAGCUAAAAAAAAAAAUUUCAUUCCUAUUUUUUAAGUCUCUUCAAGAUGAUUCCAGAGUUUUGCCUUCCCAAGAUGACGUGGUUUCAUAUAAGUACUCUGAACAGGUAAUCUGAAAGCUGGCAAAUAACAUCUGUGUACAGCUGGUCCAUUUUAAGGACUAGUGGCACUAUGUGGUGGAAUAGAAAACAUUUGGUGGAUGGUGUGAUUUGGAGGAGUGUACAUCGGAUCAGUUUUACACAAGUGGUGUAUUCAAGAGUUUUGUUUUAUUUUCCCACAUUUUUAAAGGCCACUCUUGUGAAUUUAUGAUCGCAAAAACACUUAACACCUUAACUCCUGUAGCCUUUCUUUUGCUUCAAUCUUGGCAGUAGUCUCUGUAGUACUGAGCCUCCACAGAGGUAUAGGGAGAUUGGGACUGUUAUUAAACAGUGCCUCCACCCAGUGAUUAACAUAAACUAGUAUACACCUUCCUAGCACUGUGACAAGGAAGACUGAAAAUAAACCACAAAAACGUUGCUCGUAUCUUGGUGGAACAAUAAUGUUGAUUCUAAAACCACUGGUGAGCUUUUCAAUCCCAGAUAUAUAUUAAUAUAAUAUAUAUAAAUACAUUAAAACGACAGAGGCAAUUGUACAAGUUCUUGCCAAAAAGCUAGAAUUUAAGCUAUAUGUCUGUUAAACCAUCAUUUACUUAUUUCGUGUUAAAUGCACCCACACUUAUUAAAUAUAAUUUCACAUCAAAUAUUUAUAAAUGAAACAUAAUUUAAUAUGAAUAAAAUCUAAAAAAUUGUGACAGUAAAUCUUAAUUUCCAAAUUCUGCGUGAACGUCAUAAUAGUUAUCUCUUUCUGCAUUUAUAGAACACUGUGAUGUCCCCAUGAACAGGUUUUAUCAUGUUUUGGAAAGUUACAGGUCAAAUAUAGGGCUUUCCCAUGUCGGUUUUAACACAUUUUAAAUUUGCCAGUUUGGUCUGCUGGGCCUAUGUUUCCUUUGAGACCAUAUGGCAUCCCAUGAAUAAAAAAUCACCCCCAUCAUGACAUACCAUUUGCAAAAGUAGACAACACAGGGUAUUCAAAAUGGGUUAACUCACAUUCACUGAUGAUAGCAACAGCAUCAUCAUUAUACAUUUUACUGCUCUAAAACGCUCAUAUCUGAUUACAAAGGUACACCCCAUGUACAGGUUUUAUGGUGUUUUGGAAAGUUACAGGUCAAAUAUAGCGCUUGCCCUAUUUAGUCUUCAUACCAGGAAACUUGACGACAUGAUAGUCUGCUGCCUUUGAGAGUGUAAAGCAGCCAGGGUAAUAACAUUUCAUGACAUAUUUUGCCACUUUAUCACAAAUGCAAACCUCAUUUAGUGGUUAUACUUUUGUGUUUUUUUUUUUGUUUUUGUUAAGAAAAUAAUUAAGGAUGCACACUCCAUUAAUAAUCUAAAAUAUAACACUAUUCUAAAUUGCUAAAUAAUUACAAAGUAACAGAGAAUAUAUAUAACCUGGUACAAUGCAUCAAAGCGUAUAUACUUAACAUAUAGAGAUCACCAUCUCUUGCAGGCUGCCUUUCUCCAUUGACAGAUUUGUCAAUGCUAAUGUUUUGUUCUGGGAUAUAACUUUUACAAAAUUUGUCAGACUGGAGUUUGAUGGGAUAAUUUUGUAAAAUUUUUUGUGACAUCAAUGUGAUGCCACAUCCUAUUUUUUCCCUCUCUCUAUUGUAAUGGACACCGGAUUCGGAAACAGAUACCGGCUGGCAAAUAUGUUGGCUUGUUCAACUUUCAGAUCAAAUGUCUUACGACAUAGAGGCUAAAAAAAGUUAAAUGGAUCACAAACGUCUACUGCUGUUGUGAUGCCAGGUGUAGCCAUGAAUGGGGGUAUUUCUGGGGCAGUAAAGUUUGGAAGUACCCAGCUUUCCUCUGGCAUUGCAGGGUGUCCUAAGCUCCUUCUUGUAGAUGGUGAUCGGGCACAAUCACUGGACAACUUCACCCCCCAAUUCUCACUACCAUCCACAGAAAACUAAAAAAAAAAAAAAACACAAAAAAGUCAGCUUGAACAGAUCCCUCUGAUCACUGAAACAGUACCAUACAGCAUGGAUACAGUACAGUGAUCAGGCAGCAGGGAAAGGGUAAAAAAAAAAAAAAAUGACUCUAGCUGACAAAAAGGGUACAAAUAAAAUAUCCAUGUGUAAGAAAUUAUGAUCCUCUUACAAGGAUAUUCUUUUAGGGAAUGUGUGAAAAAUAAGGCACAAACACAAGUGUAUAAUACAAUGUAUUGUUAAUAUUGAUUUAGGCUACUGUUACAGAUUUUAGGAUGAUAUACACAUUAUACAUUAUAUCCAGUACAUAAUCAGAAGAUACAUAACAAAAGGCCAAUACCUAGACAUUUAAAUGAAGAUCUUCCCCUUGCGUCUUCACCUUGGGUAAUCUGGGACAGUCUCUAUCAGUUCACCAUGGCACCUGUGCUUGCUGCGCUGUCCUCUCCAAAAGAGACAAGGAGAGGAGCCCAACCUCCUUGGCUGUUGUUCCCGCCCUCUUUUCACAGAGAGUUCUAUCUUUACAUAAGUCCUUUGAUCUCAUUCCUCCAGUUACACUACAACACUCUGUAAAAAGAGACCAGUUAGGGUUGGUUUUUGGGAAGAUUGGACAGGAUGGCUUGGGAAAACACAAACUUCAUGGUUACACCUAGAUGUUAAUCACUCUGAUCUUCUGAUCACCUGAUAACAUGACCUUUUAAACCUUUAUAGUAAAGAUUUGUACCCUUUGACAACCUCCUUUAAAAUGGAAUUCCAUUGUGAAACCAGAUAGCUUAUUACACAACUGACCUUCACAAAGCAUAUGUCAAUAUAUUAAAAUAGAAAAUAUAAUUUUUAAAGGCACCCCAUUUCUUACAUAUGUAUUCGUGUGUGUAUAUGUAUGUGUGUGUAUAUAUAUAUAUAUAUAUAUAUAUAUGUAUAUAUUUUAUUAUAUGGUGUAUGAAUGCUGUGAUCAGCAUUGAAGAUUUAUUUUUUUAUUUUUAUACACUUUUAAGAAUCUCUAACAGUGAUCUAUCUGCCUCUCUCUUCUCAGCUAAAAUUGCUUAAAACCUGAAUUUAACUAAAAAAUUGUGACACAAAAUACACUCCAGACAAACCUUUUGUCUUAUGGUAAACUCUGGUCAGUUAUACUACAAUACAGCAUCUUUAGCAGCACGUUAACAAAUUAAUUUGUGUGCAUCUGAAAUUUGGUACAUACAGGUUACUUCAGUGAUUUCAACCUCUUCUUGUGUGAAUGCUGCCCCAGCUACUGUUAUGUCUUCAAACUCAGCUGUUGUCAUCCCAUCCACCACUACCUCAUCUGUCUUACCGCAGACUGCUGUGCAACCAAUGAUUGUCUCUCCACCACCAGCUACAGGAAGGCCAGGUAGGGCUUAAUUAAAAUAGCAUAUAUUGAUUAUUAAGGUUAUUUUCUUUACUUGGAUAUAGUGUUUAAAACUAUCUGUUGGGAGGGGAAGGGUAAAGACAAGGAAAGGGCGACAAAAUGGCAAUCAUCUAGUCUAAAAUUCAAGUUUCCCAGACAGAUUUUAUCUACCAAAAUAAUGGCAUAUACAGUAAAUACUUAUGAAUUUUGUAUAAAUUAUACACUAAAAGAGAAUUACACAAAAUGUAUAUAAUGCUUUCAGUACAUGAGAGCUUGCUUGUGAAAAUGGAAGGUUUUUUUUUUCUCAGUGGAUUGGGCCUUUUACCCUGGACAGCCACAAUUUGUGCUCUGUUUUCUGCAUUGACAUCUAUAAUUCAUAAUGCAUUGAGCUACUUCACUACACACAGUUUUCCUUAUUAUGAUGUAAAGUAUGAUCACCUUUUGGGCUCCUAGAGAGCAAUAUAGAAGUUGUAGUUGUAGAAGGGCAAAAGCCAAUAGCCUGUCCUUUGGUUUAAUCCAUUUUAAUACUAUUACAAAGACCACCUAUAUUAUUUAGAGGUCAGACUGAUUCCACCCAUAAAGGCAGUCCAGAUUCGAAAUGCUGGAAAGUCCCCUCUGCCUGCGAGACACAGCAAGCCCAAUGUUAGUUUCGGGAGAUCCUGUAGAAGGUACACUACUGCUCCCAAUCUCUGCAUGUGUUCUACAGAAAAACAAGGUUCUACAGCAGCUGAGGCACAUUAACCAGCAACCUACCAGGGACUAGUGCACAGAGUCUCCAUUUAUAUAUCAGACUAAUCCCAGACUUAACUGCAGUCCAGAUUCGAAAUGUUGGCUAAUUCCUUUUGCACGAGAGAUACAGCAACCCAGGAUGGUAGUUUCUGAAUUCUUUGGGCCUAGUCAGUGAGGUAUAGCUGGCAUCCCUCUUGGCACAGUAAGCAUGGUGUGCACAUCUGGCUUCACCUUUUAAAUUUGGGGAGAGCCAAAGGUAAUGUAUUGCAACAAAAACAGAGAAUAUGAGAACCCUGGGAAUGGAGAGAAACUCAAUAGCUUGCCCUUUGGUAAAUUCCCACUCAGUUUUUGCGUUCUUGUUCUAUUACAGAGUGAACCUAUACCAAGAUUAAAUGUGACAAAUGCCAGAUAUUACUUUUUCCUGGAACUGCCAGAAAACUGGGGAUCCUCUGGAGUCACUAGUUUAGAAUUAAAAUUUUUAUGAACUGGAGACCAUUUCUCAAUGAGCAAUGGGCUAAGAAUUCUAAGGAAUGCUGCCAGAAACUGGUGUCUGGCUAUGCAUCUUGUUUGCAGCAGGUCAUAACAGCAAAAGGGUGCUCUAUUAAGUACUAAAGAUGGUUGCCAUGAAGGGGUUGAAUCAUUUUGAGACUGGAGAAGUUCUAAGUUGCAUUUUCAGUUACACUUGGGGACACCUCUUGAAGUGUUAAGUUUCUUGAGCUAUUUCAAUUGGUUUGUUUGAUAUGUUCAUUGCAGACAGGUACAGUCUGUAAAUUUGACAGUAAACCUCAUUUUCAAUGGGGGUUGAAAAAUGUUGAUUAAAACUGUAUAUGUAUGUAUUUGUAUGUAUAUAAUUUCUUUGACAUACAAAACUAAUGAGGUUCAAAUGUUAUGUAGCUCCUCCCGGCCCUAAUGAGAUGGGAGACUGCACUGUUCCACUGCCGCCUCCACCACCUCCUUAUUCCUGUGAUCCAACUGGGAGUGAUUUACCUAGAGGUUAGUUAUUUCAUGUAAUGAAAGUGUUACGUAUUCUGCAAUCUCUCUCUCUCCCUAUUUUAAGAAAAUGUGAUAAGCAUCCAUUCUUUCAAUGACGUGGUUUUCCUGAGUGAAGGUGUUAUAUUUUAUGACUUUCAAUUUAUAUGGCUUAAUUAACCAAUUGCUUUGCACCAUAUCCAAGUACAAUGUGUGUACUUUGUAUGUAGUUUGGAUAAAAAGAGAUUGGUACCUGGAAGGGUCUUCCAAACUCUGUUGCAUUGUAUGUUAAAGUGGCACUGUCAUGGCUGAAUCACGUUUUUUUGUUUUUUUUUUAAACCGACUCCACUACAUCUAAUUGACCUCCUAGUAACCACCAAAUACGCCUAAGCACCCAAUAUUACCUAGUUUUUAAACUUUAUUUUCUGCCUCGACCUGGUUCUGGGCGCCGCCAUCUUUGUGUGGGUAGAUGAAGACCCUGUGGGAAACAUCAUCUGCCCACACUAGAUAGCGCUGUGAAAUUCCUACACAUGCCCAGUUAAACACUUGAGCAUGCGAGCAGGAAUUUUAUCUAUUCGUUCAUUUGUCAGAAAAACGAAUGAAUGAAUAGAAACAUCAGACGAACAAACACUGAAUAUCAGUGUCCGUUUGUUCUCCCGCCCCCUUCCCCUUCUAAAAAAAAAAAAAUGACCCCAUGGUGGGGCAUCUAUUAACUAGCGAGCCCCCAGCAUCCACCCAUGAGCGGAGGGUGGAAGCCCUAAAUAAAAAUUGGGGGUGGAGACCUAUUGUCCUCCCCCCAGCCCCCACCCCUGAGUGGCGGGUUGGGGCCCUAAAUACUGGGGGGUGCUAUUGUUCUCUCCACCCGGCGCCCACCUCUGAGUGGUGGGUGGGGGCCUUAAUUAACAAUAAGGGGGGGGACCUAUUGUCCUCCCCUCUGGCCCCCAUCCCUGAGUGGCGUGUGGGGGCCCUAAAUGAAAAUGUCCCCACCCAAGGUGACUAGGGGGCCCCUAGUCACCCCACCCACCCAAAACUAAAAUUAAUAAACCGCUACCUACUCCCCUCACCCUAACAUUAAUGAGGGGGGAAUAACAGAACAAAUUACCUGAAAAAAAAAAAAAAACACCAUUUGAUGUUUGCUUUUUUCUAAAAUCUUCAUUUUUCAGCCCCAAAAAAGCCAAAUAAAAACCAUAAUAUCCAUCGAACUUGUUAAUAAAUUAAAUAAAAUAAACCCGAGUGCAAAAGAAAAUCUGCCGAAAAAGAAAAAACCGGACGCAAAAAAAAAAAACAUCUUCACCUGGCGAGGGCACGGCGCAGACUGAGCUCCGCAGGGCAGGAAAGGCUUAUAAAGCUUUCCCACGCCCUGCAAUUUGACUCAGAGCACUAUGAUUAGGUUGGAAUCCAACCAAUUAGAGUGCUAGUCAUUUUACACAGCGUGGGAAAGCUAUUUGGAAUUUUCCCACACUGUGUAAAAUGACAGUGCACUCUGGUUGGAUUUCAGGUAAAUAUAGAGACGUAUCUGUCUGUCUUUUCAUUUACCUGUCAGAGCACUCUGGUUGGCGCAUCGGCAAUGAUUGAGGCAUGUUAUGCCUCAAUCACGCAGAGCGUCCAUAGGAAAGCAUUGAAAAAUGCUUUCCUAUGGACACUUUGAAUGCGCGCGUGGCAGUGCCACGCAUGCGCAUUCGGCGCCGGUGACGUCAGACAAGGAUGCUGACGUCGGUGGGGCAAGAGGGGUAAGGGAGCCCGGCGGGGGAAAAGGGUGAGUAGCUGAAGGGGUUUUUACCCCUUCAGUGCCGCGGGAGGGGGACCCUGAGGGUGGUGGCACCUUCAGGGUACUAUAGUGUCAGGAAAACCAAGCGGUUUUCCUGACACUAUAGUGUCCCUUUAAAGAGAGGUACGUUCGGCAUGAACAUGCCGCUUUAAGUCCUUUAAGGUGGCACUGUCAUUGUGCAGGCCUUUUCUAUUUUUAUUUAGGAGAAAGACACCUGGCCUACGAAGCCCUGUUUGGGACUUUUAGACUGUAAUGAGAAGCAAGUCUGCGCUUCCAAAACACUUUUAUGUUGACUUUAUGUAGGAUAAAAACCUUCUCCUUCUCCCAGUAAAUCAUUCUGUUUCUCUCAUCUUUACGUGAUUGCUGCUGAUGCUGCUCUGACACAGUUUGCCCAUCCCACUGCUUCCCCUUGCAGCCAUUUAUUUUCCCUAGGCUGAAUUCAAGAGGAAGGCAUGUCCAGGGGAUGGUUUCCCUGGUAACAGACAUGCAGUGCACUGCCUAAAUAUAUCAGUACCUACUGGCACAGACAAAACUGAAUGAGAGGAGGGGUAAGGGCUGUAUUUAAACUAUGAUUUUAGAGAAAUUCUGCUAGCCCAAUGUAUAGAUGCAAUUUUGAGUCUUUAUCAUUUAGGAUUAAGUUUUAUUGUCAUGACAGGUACCCUUUCAAGUGUGUAUACUGAACUAACAAACAGCUUUUAGUGUGUGCUUGCCUGUACACAUACUUGUCAGAAACUAACCUGUAAUAUUUUCAGUUUAGUGUAGCCAACCACUUAAGAAAUUGUGUCCAUGUCAUAAAGCUGUGGUGGUUCUCAAGUGUCCCUAGAAUAAUAAAAAAAUUCUUUAUUUUUUUUUUCCCCUCUAGACACAAAGGUUUUACAGUACUACUUUAAUCUUGGAUUACAGGUAAAAGCUUCCUCUCUUCUAGAAAUUGUGAAGAAAAAAAUUGGAAAGAAGGGAAAGUGGCACAUUAACUUUUUUUUUUUUGUAUAUGUCCAACAUGUUAGUAAAAAAAUAUAUUCACUAACCGCUAUGUUUUUGAGGUUCAGAUAGGGUUUACAUGGACAUAUAGCUUAUGGGUUGGAUUUCUCAAAUAGUCAUAGAUGGUGAUAAAGAAAACUCUGUGAACAAAAACUACAUAGUGUAUUCUCAUUUGUCAUUUUAAAUGUGUGUCAUAUCAGGAUGUCCUUAAUUGGUGGGAAAAAACAAAUCUAUAUAGUAUGCCACUGUAGAGUACAUAUUUCAGGAAAAAUACAUGUAUGUACGUAGUGGGGAAUCGUGAUGCAGCAUAAUAGAGAACUAUCCCACUUAACCCCCAAAUAAUGACAGACAACGUAGUAUGGGUGAAACAGUCAACAGCAUUUAUUAUAACAUGAUAAAUACUGGAUAACACAUCCAUAAUUUAUUUUUAUCUUUACCUAAAUGUCAAACAUAAAUUACCAUAACUUAGCAAAUGAGUUAACAUAUAGUGCCAUACAGUAUAACCCAACCGUCCUUGCCAAUAUACUGAUCAUGAGCCUAUGCACCAUUUCUUCUCACCUCCCCCCUCGGCAUAAAUUCCUUUUUCAUCCCAACGCUUACCACCAGCCGACCUUUUCCUCGCUCUGUGGGCACGUCCAAACAGGUAACCUAAGCUUAAAGGAGCAAUAUAGUCACCCAGACCACUUCAGCUCAAUGAAGUGGUCUGGGUGCCAGGUCCCCCAGGUUUUAACCCUGCUGUUGUAAACAAAGCAGUUUCAGAGAAACUGCUUUGUUUACAUUUCAGGGUUAAUCCAGCCUAUAGUGGCUGUCUUCCUGACAGCCAUUAGAGGUGCUUCUGCGAAGCUCAAUUAAAAAAUCGCAUUGAGCAUGCAGGACGUCCAUAGGAAAGCAUUGAGUCUACUUGGGAGCUGAUGACGGAGGGGGAGGAGAGUUCACCAGCGCCGAGGGAGCCCGGUGCUGGAUUAAGUUAAGUGGCUGAAGGGGUUUUAACCCCUUCAGCCCAGCCGAAGGGGGGUCCUGAGGGUGGGGGAAUUAAGGACUAUGUAGCUCCAGAAAAAGAAUUUUGUUUCCUGGCACCAUAGUGUUCCUUUAACCUUUUAGAGCAGGGGAGGUUGAGACCUGAAACUUGACCACCUCAUUCCACAUAUUGACAUAGCCGCCUCAAACUUAAUUGGCAAGGACAUACCCCCAGCCACAACCCGCUGUUUUAUGCCAAAAAUCAGCGAGGGACCCCACCAAAACCUCUUAAGGCCUGUUCCACCACUUCCUGCAGAGUGUGAUUAAAAUGGCAUGAGGACCCCCACUUACAGUGACUGACGUUGAAUUUCCAACAUCCUGGCCUCUGGUUGGGGGCCGAUUAGGAGGAUGUCCCCCCACCAGCCCCCCCCCCAAGAAAGGACAAAAAAAGCACCUUGUUGAGGAGCCGGGCGAGUCAUAAUUGAGAGCCAGAGGCCUUUGUCCAUCUGGUCCCAGGACACAGAGGUCGAACUGCCAGCCGCUGACGAAAUUGUUUGUUGUAUCUCCACCAGCUCAGCCCCUCAUAGGUACGACACGCAUUUUAGAUAGUGUGCUGAUAACAGAACGCAGAGCAUUUAUGGGGAGCCUUCUCCCCAAUGAUGCUAGCCAGGAUAGAAAAAGCCUAUAUCCAAUUCCCAAAUGUCUUGGGAAUUUUCCGAUUUAGCAGUAUUUCUCUGUCUUUCUCGGAUUCCUUACCAUCUUUCUCAACCAAAGGAGGAGCUUCCUCCAAUGGCGGGAGGGAAAAUAUUUCCACAAAAUAAUCCCCUUUCCAAAUACUCUCCCUAAUUUCUUGCUUCAAGUGCAAGCCCAGCAGGCCAGACCAGCGCAUGUAAGCAGCGCCCUGAACCAUGUCCAAAACGCCCGCCUCCUGGGAAUAUUCAUCCGCACUAGCUACCGCGCAGGGACCACUACCAAAUACUGACAUAGAGCUAGGGGGCCCAGAGGACUGCACAUACAGGGGUUGCUGGGCAGGGGACCAAACUGACAUGACCUGAGUUAACUAACCUGAGGAUUCCCCUCUGUCACACACCCUGCUCCCACUGAUCUAAAAAACCCAGAAGACCUGAGAGGAACCCCUCCAACACAGGACACGACUUACUAAAAGAAGAGGGAACACCGUACUUACCUGCUGAUGCCUGGCGCCCUGGCGGCCCAACGCAAACAGAAGAGAAGGUGAAGGCAGAUUGCCACAAUUCCAGUAUCCACUGUGUUUCCCAAAGGGGUUCCAGGCGCCACCUGCCGGGCAGUUCCAUUAACAGCAGCCAGGUCCUGUGAGAAGAGCAAUAGAGAGGAUGUGAGCCCACGCUCCACACCAGGAGGCAGCUGAGGGACCGGGAGGGAACAAGGGGAAGGCUAGAGGGCAGAGGGGACCCAGAAGGAGCAGAGGAGGAAAAGGAAGCAGAGGGACCAGAAGAGGAAGAAGGGAAACCGUGGGGACCCCCAGAAGACACAAGGGGGGACCCCAGGGGAAGACCAGGGAAUGGAAUGGAGUGGGGUGGGGGAGAAAGAAGGGGCGACUGGGGAAAGAGACCCAUGGGAGCUUGGCAGAGGAGGCUCCUGAACCAUAUGGGGCCCUUCCCCCAGCCUCUAAUGGUAGUACUGCGGUACCCUGUGUGGCCCUGCAGGCCUACUCACCACCGGGGCCCUGGUAACAGCCUUGCUGUCCUGCCUGCUGCGGAGGGAUCUGGAAGGGCGCUGGGCAGCCACCACUGGCCCGUGUUCCCACGCCGGAGGCCGGGGCAGACUGUGAGGUAGAAGCCAGGGGGUGUAGGCCACGAGUCCUGUGCGGCAUUAGUAGGCCGUGCAUCCUGCAUAACAAUGGCAGGCUGCGUGUCUGGAGCCCCUGGCGAUGCCUCAGGGCCGGGCUCCUACUUCUCAACCGGACAUGAGGUGCAGCAUCCAGGGACAGCAUUACUAGCGGGCAGAAACGCCAGCCGGUGCUAAUGCGGCCCCCAGGAGCAGGGGAGGCCCUUGAAGGAGCCUGGCUGGGGGGAGAGGAGCCAUAUCGCUCACGGCAUUGCCAGCCACCAUCUAGCACAGCAGCAGCUCUGAGGGAUGCCAAAAUAGUCUAGACAUCCAACCCUCAAGCAGAAUAACCUACAGGAGCAGGAGGACAGGAAGCUGUUUGAUGGCCCGAAUCCCAGGUGGCACUGAGGUAAGAACACCCCCACCAAUCUCACACCACAUAAUCCCCCACACACAUCAUACACAGCCAAUCACAUGCAUCCAUCAUCACACUCCUACAUGUGCCCUCGUCCACUCCCAAGGGCCUCACCAUAUACAUAAAAUGUUACCUAUUUUUGGGUCUUGUUUUGAAAUAGAGAAGGUUUGUACAUCUGUGAGGAUCAUGCAUCAGAAUUGUCUUUAUUGGUGAGGAUAAUGUUGUUAAAUGUUGGAUGUAUUUAUAUUUGGAUGUAAACUACGAGGGAAUGCUUAAGGGGGUUAUAUACUGAAACCAAAUUUAACAGAGUUGAAGCAAAAAAAGUUUUUGGGUGGAAACCAUAGUAAAGUUUUAACAAUCUAACAAAACUAUCUUGCCUUCUGAUUCAGUUACUUAACUGUAUAUCUUUGUUCUAGUGUUAUCACCAAAGCUUCUGGCAUUCUAUGGUCUAUGUGCAGCAAGUUCCACCUCAGGCACACAUCGAGCCUUACCAAUCGUUUCCAGAAUCUGUUUCUAUAAUUGAUCAGUCUGUAUCUCCACUGUACAGUGAGAAUAGAUCGAUGCCCAUGGAAACAGGAGGUAAUGAAGGAGAGGCAUUUAUGAUUUGA
Molecule: messenger RNA, 18881 nt
Organism: Pelobates cultripes (western spadefoot toad)
Lineage: Eukaryota; Metazoa; Chordata; Amphibia; Anura; Pelobatidae
Source: the annotation of a GenBank genome assembly